Molecule: messenger RNA, 2196 nt
Organism: Sorex fumeus (smoky shrew)
Lineage: Eukaryota; Metazoa; Chordata; Mammalia; Eulipotyphla; Soricidae
Gene: MTRF1L
Product: mitochondrial translation release factor 1 like
Exons: 7
Coding region: 32-1150 (372 amino acids)
Biological process (GO): translational termination
Molecular function (GO): translation release factor activity
Source: RefSeq, a predicted model, not a curated record
GCGGCUUCCGGGCAGAGCGGCGGCCGUGAGGAUGCGCGCCCGGCUUCUGCUGAGCGCCGCCCGCUGUCUUUGGGCCCGGCGACCCCCCGGCCCGGCCCGCCGGCACCGGAGCAGCGGCAGCCCGCAGCUGGAGGAGCUGUUCGCGCGCGGCGGGCCCCUGCGGGCUUUCCUGGAGCGCCAGGCCGGGGAGGCCGAGCUGGGAGCCGCGGCCCAGAUGCUGCGGGACAAGGAGCAGGAGCUGCGGGAGACCGAGCCCUUGCUGCAGGAUGAAAAUGAAGAUAUAAGGAAACUUGCAGAGAGUGAAAUUACUUCUUGUCAGAAAGAAAUAACUCAGUUGAAGCAGCAGAUUAUCUUACUUUUGGUUCCCUCUGAAGAAACAGAUGAAAAUGAUUUGAUCCUGGAGGUCACAGCAGGAGUCGGAGGCCAGGAGGCGAUGCUGUUCACAGCGGAGAUGUUUGAUAUGUAUCAGCAAUAUGCUGCAUUUAAAAGGUGGCACUUUGAAACCCUGGAGUAUUUUCCCAGUGAAAUAGGAGGUGUCAGGCAUGCGUCUGCCAGCAUCGGGGGCUCAGAGGCCUAUAAGCUCAUGAAAUUUGAAGGAGGGGUCCACAGAGUGCAGAGAGUGCCAAAGACGGAGAAGCAGGGCCGCAUCCACACCAGCACCAUGACGGUCGCCAUACUGCCCCAGCCUACGGAGAUUAACCUGGUGAUCAAUCCCAAAGACCUGAGAAUUGAUACCAAGCGAGCCAGCGGCGCUGGGGGCCAGCAUGUGAACACCACGGACAGUGCUGUCCGCAUCGUCCACCUUCCCACAGGUAUUGUUUCUGAAUGCCAACAAGAGAGAUCUCAACUGAAAAAUAGAGAGCUGGCCAUGAAAAAGUUACGUGCAAAACUAUACAACAUGCAGCUAGAAGAAGAAACCAGUAAAAGAUACAAUGCGAGGAAGAUCCAGAUCGGCACUAAAGGAAGGUCAGAAAAAAUAAGAACAUACAAUUUUCCACAGAACCGAAUCACAGAUCACAGAAUAAACAAGUCUCUUCAUGAUCUUGAAACUUUCAUGCAAGGAGAACACCUGCUGGAUGAACUUGUACAGUCACUGAAGGAAUAUGCUGAUUAUGAGUCUUUAGUGGACAUUAUUUCCAAAAAGUUGUGAGUUGAUAUGAUAUAUCAAAGACAUUUAUAGCUCAUAAAAAUUCUUUUAUGGCAAAGUGUGCUUUUGAACAUGAAUGAACAAAGAAAUAAUGUGCAUAUUUCAAUAUGUAAUUUAUGUAUAUCCGUGUAUUAAAAGAAAUAUAUUCAUGAUUGUCAAAUUUCUUACUCUUCACAAAUAAUCAAAGGAAAAUAGUCCUUUGUUUUAUGUAUAACGUUUGAUGAUCAAAUAUUUUUCAUAUUUGAUUUUUACAUGUGUAACUUAGAAAAAGGCUUCAAAUGUAAAAGCAUUAAGGGAGUGUAAAAACUGUGAGCCGUUGCCCAUUCAGGAGACACAAAUCAUGCCAUUAACAAGAGCAGGGAUUUUAAUGUAAAUAAUUUUUAACUAAAAAUAAAAUUGGGUAUCAGGGAAAAUUUUUAAAAGGUGGGAACACUGGGUUGGAGGAGAAGGCCAAGGAAAGUGAGACCUUCCCUCCAGGGUGGAGAGUCUGGUUAUUGGAGAGGGCGUGGCUGCAGCCCUCUCAGGUCAGAGGUCAGGAGAGUCUUUGGGGCUACCCCAGCCAGCAUUGGUCCAGUGUCAGUGAAUUAGGUUCUUACUAAGGCCCAAACCUCAGGAACAGUUGGUGUAUCAGAAAGCCUACCGCCAGUGUCUCGCCCAAAGGAAGCUAGUCAGUAUGUGUCUGCAUUAGGCCGGAACAGAGAAUGGUCAUCAGGAAGUACGUGUAAGGGGAGGCAUUUCUGAUGAGGAUCUGGCUCCUGUCAGCAGUGUCCGCUAGCUGGAAGCACAGAGCUGAUCAGUCUGGAAAUAGUUGAUGACGCAGUUCUCUUGGAAGCAGAUCUUUGUUGCUGAGAUCUUUGUUACCUUCAAUUGGCCAUGCUCAAGCACCUGGAAUACGUAGUAAUUUCACUAAUAUGUUUUUGUAUAUAUUUAUUUAAAAGGUACAAACACCAUUAAAUUUCACCCCGAUAUAUCUCAUUUCUGAGUUUUAAGAAAUCAUUUUCCCACUGAAGCACACUCUUUAUGCACACCUACAAAAUUUGGAGUAAUUC